Lathyrus oleraceus (garden pea) is the source of this 1674-nucleotide messenger RNA. Its product is annotated as aldehyde oxidase GLOX1-like. The record is from RefSeq and is a predicted model, not a curated record. The transcript has a single exon. NCBI's taxonomy places the organism in Eukaryota, Viridiplantae, Streptophyta, Magnoliopsida, Fabales, Fabaceae. The coding region runs from base 1 to 1674 and encodes 557 amino acids.
AUGACUCCUUCUCUUUUCACUAUUGUUCUUCUUAUCAUUCUCAAUGUUAGUAUAGCCACCGCAGCCACACCAUCUCGGGUAAUCUCCGGUGGUGGACAAUGGCAGCUCAUACACAAUAACAUCGGCAUUGUAGGCAUGCACAUGCAACUACUGCACAACGACCGUGUCAUCAUUUACGACCGCACUAAUUUUGGAGAUUCAAACAUAUCCUUACCAAAUGGAAGAUGCCGCAUUAACUUAAGAGAAAGGUUUAAAGUCGACUGCACCGCUCACUCCGUCGAGUAUGACGUUGUUUCCAACACAGUCCGACCACUUUUCCUCCAAACCGACGUCUGGUGUUCCUCUGGUUCUGUCACUCCCAACGGAACUCUUUUCCAAACCGGUGGUUCCGGUGCAGGAGAGUUUUCCGUUAGAGCCAUCGAUCCAUGCCCUACUUGUGAUUGGGAAGAAUUCAACCAUGGACUCGCAGCUAAAAGAUGGUAUGCGACCAAUCACAUUCUUCCGGAUGGACGACAGAUUAUCAUAGGUGGAAGAAAGGAAUUCAACUAUGAGUUUUAUCCUAAGAAACAACGUGCGGAGAAGAUCACAUACAAGUUACCUUUUCUUGCACAAACAAAUAACCCGGGUGUUGGGAACAAUCUUUACCCUUUUGUUUUUCUCAAUGUAGAUGGCAAUCUUUUCAUUUUUGCAAAUAACCGUGCUAUUUUGUUUGAUUAUAACAAAAACGUUGUUGUUAAAACAUAUCCUUCAAUCCCAGGUGAAGAUCCCAGGAGUUUUCCUAGUACAGGUUCUGCUGUUUUGUUACCUUUAAGAAACUUACAAAGUCCUAGGGUUGAAGCCGAGGUUUUGAUUUGCGGGGGAGCUCCGAAAGGUUCAUAUCAAUUAUCAUUACGUGGUAAAUUCAUGAGAGCUUUGAAUACAUGCGCCCGGAUGAAAAUAACCGACCCGAAUCCAUCUUGGAUUAUGGAAACUAUGCCGUUUGGAAGAGUCAUGAGUGACAUGAUAUUACUUCCAAACGGCAAUGUUUUGUUAAUAAACGGAGCAGCUUCCGGGGCAGCUGGUUGGGACAUCGGCCGCAACCCGAUUUUACAUCCAUUUCUUUAUAAGCCAAAUAAUGUUAUAAAGUCGAGAUUUCAGCUACAAAAUCCUUCUGGUAUUCCUAGAAUGUACCAUUCUACUUCCAUUUUGCUUCGUGAUGGUAGGGUCCUAGUUGCUGGUAGCAAUCCUCAUCAAUUUUACAAUUUUAGCAAUGUUUUAUUUCCAACGGAGUUGCGGUUAGAAACAUUUUCACCUUCGUAUCUAGAGCCUCAGUUUAAUGAUAUACGUCCUAUAAUGGUAUAUCCAUCGCCUCAGUCACAAAUGAGAUUGAAAUACGCCCAAAUUUUGAAGAUUCAGUUUCAGGUGAAGGGAACAUUGGCGAUAGAUUCAGUGUCGGUGACAAUGUUGGCGCCAUCUUUUAAUACACAUUCUUUCUCAAUGAAUCAGAGGCUAUUAGUGCUUGAUCAUGUGAAAGCAACAAAUAAUGUUGUUGUUGGGAAAUUGACAUCAACAUCUAUGUGCCAAGUUGAUGUAGCAAUACCAUGUUCAUCCAAUCUUGCACCACCUGGUUAUUAUUUGUUAUUUGUGGUUCAUCAACAAGUUCCAAGUGAAGGUGUUUGGAUCCAAUUAUUAUGA